Molecule: messenger RNA, 2131 nt
Organism: Daphnia carinata
Lineage: Eukaryota; Metazoa; Arthropoda; Branchiopoda; Diplostraca; Daphniidae
Product: TRAF3-interacting protein 1-like
Exons: 10
Coding region: 170-2053 (627 amino acids)
Biological process (GO): regulation of microtubule cytoskeleton organization; cilium assembly; intraciliary transport
Cellular component (GO): intraciliary transport particle B; ciliary basal body; axoneme
Molecular function (GO): microtubule binding
Source: RefSeq, a predicted model, not a curated record
UCGGCAGUCCGGCACAUUUAUUAUUUAUUCAUUCCGUGUUUCGCGUUUCGGGAACGAAAGAAUUUCAAAUUUUUCUACGACAAAAAAACGACCGAAGCAAUCUGCUGUUCUCGAUUAUUCCCAGUCCUUACCAGUGUUUUUUGAACAGCCAACUCGAGCAGGAGUGGCAAUGACGAGUGAAGAAGUAGAUUCUCUUGUCAUCCAGCGCACUCAGCAAAAGUUGGGAAAGUACAUUCAGCGACCUCAUUUGACUGAUAAACUGUUAAAGCGCCCACCUUUCCGAUUUAUUCAUGACAUUAUAACGGCCGUUAUCAAUCAAUAUGGGAUUUUUGAAAACGUUUUCACGAAACAAGAGUUACUUUCUGAGAACAUUAAAGAAAAAGAAGAUAAGAUUGCAUUCCUACAAAAGUUUAUUUCACAUUUGUCAUCUGAACUUGGUGAAAAUUUAAAUAUCAAGCCAUCAAAGAUAGUGGCUGGUAUUGAAGCAGAAAAAACAAAUGAUUUACUUCAAGCUCUGGCUUUGGUACUUGAAAAUAAGCAAAACAGCAACACCCAAUCCAAAAGCAACAAUUCUGAAUCAAAGAACAACAGCAACUUGCACUCAACAAAGCCUGUAAAAAAUGUUAUCAAGAAAAGUUCACUACCUAGCAACAUGUCUAAAGGAAACAGUGUGUAUAAAACAACGACAAAAGCCGAUGCCGUAAGCAAACAAGCGGCUGUUAACAAAACUAAAGAUAUUGCCAAAAUCGGAGCCAACAAAUCGAAUCAAGGUUCUUCUUUAAAGCCUUCCUUGGCUGGAAUGCCUAGUAAGAAAACUAGUAAACUUGACGAAGCUAAAAAAGAGCCUGCUGCAAGUGCUAUGAAAUCUGACAUCGUUACCAAACAAACAAAGCCAAUUCCUAGUGUCUCAGCGAAACCAAAUCAUUCGUCCCGAAUCUCCAAAGAUAACAUAGGAACACUACGAAGCGUUGAGCCACUAGAAAAUCCUCAUAAAAAUCAGACAGUUAUUGUCGAUGAAGAAAUUGCUGAUACGAUUAUACCCCUGGACCGUACCAGCAACGUUGACGAUGAACCCAUCAAAGAUACAUCAGCUCUCCGUGCCGAUGAUGAAGAUAAUCCUCAAAUAACUUCAGACAUCCCCUCUAUAGACAGCGGUAUUACGAUAGAGCAACCUGUGGACACUUUGAAUAUGCAACAGACAAAAUCUGCAGCCAUUCGAGAUCUUCAAGACGAAGGAUUUGAUAAAGAAGAUUCAACUGAAACACAGGAAUUACCAGGGGCACUGUCCACUACUAUCGCUCAGCUCUCGCCUCCUCAAUCCAAUAUUUUGAAUGCGUUCGAAAAACCGAUACCCGAUCGAAGUACGAAUCUCAAUUUGCCUCUUAAACGGCCAGCCAGCGGACAACGGCCAAAAAGCUCGCGACGCCCUCCUUCAAGGAACUCAAGAGAUAGACUUUCAGUCAUUCAACAGGAAAGCAGACCGAUAACUAGCCAAGUGCCUCGAGUAAUAAUCGAGGGUAAUCCAAUGUCAGACGACGAGGAAGAUAGAAUAGUUCAAGCAGCGGUCUUUGAUCAAGCCACGGCUGAUCUGUCACAGGUGGGUGCUGAUGAGUUGAUUGGCGGUGCACAGGGUAAAUUGGUCGAACAAAUUCUAUCUGCCCAAAGAGAAUGGGAUCCUCUGAUAGAUAUGGAUCCUGGAAAUAGGGACAACAGCAGCUCUUCAGUUCAAGUUCAACAUCUGAAGAACAUGAUCCAAGAAAUGACGCAAACGGCACUACCUUUAGGCCAGUUAAUUCCGCUCAUACAUGAAGAUAUGGAUACGGUACAUCAAGAGUGGCAGUUUUGGAAGCGAGAGGCCGAUCUGUUAGAAGAAGAGUAUCAAAGGGAAAAAACAUACGUUGAUGCCGUCGUCGAAAAACUUCGUGCUGAGCUGGAGCAACUGGAUCGUGCCGUGUUCGAGUAUCAAAUAAAGUUAAAUACAGCAAAAGCCGCAGCCAUUAAAACCGAAAAAGACGUUUCACUCGUGAUUUCGAAUUUUGCAAAGAAGCGCUAAUUAAUACUAUAUAUUUAAAAAAAACCUUUUAACCCUAAAACCUAUUUAAAUAAUAUAUGGUCUCUAGUCACCAAAACA